Messenger RNA from Arvicola amphibius (Eurasian water vole), 1397 nucleotides. It is a transcript of the gene Commd2, whose product is annotated as COMM domain containing 2. The record is from RefSeq and is a predicted model, not a curated record. Lineage: Eukaryota; Metazoa; Chordata; Mammalia; Rodentia; Cricetidae. The coding region runs from base 61 to 660 and encodes 199 amino acids. The transcript is spliced from 5 exons.
AGUGGCGAGGGCGGGGCCGGCGCUGAAUGUCGGAGGCAGGAGGAGGCCUGCUCUGCUAAGAUGCUGCUCGAUUUGUCCGAGGAGCAUAAGGAGCACCUGGCCUUCCUACCGCAAGUGGAUAGCGCAGUGGUCGCCGAGUUCGGGAGGAUCGCGGUGGAGUUCCUCCGACGGGGAUCUAACCCGAAGGUCUACGAAGGCGCCGCCAGGAAACUCAGUGUGAGUAGUGACACUAUCCAGCAUGGUGUGGAAGGAUUGACAUAUCUUCUUACUGAGAGCUCCAAGCUCAUGAUUUCUGAACUGGAUUUCCAAGACUCUGUUUUUGUCCUGGGAUUCUCUGAAGAACUGAAUAGAUUAUUGCUUCAGCUUUACCUGGACAACAGAAAGGAGAUCAGAACUAUUCUGAAUGAGUUGGCACCUCGUCCUCCCAGUUACCAUAGUCUUGAAUGGCGACUAGACGUACAACUUGCAAGCAGAAGUCUCCGGCAACAGAUUAAACCCUCAGUGACUCUGAAGCUGCACCUUGAUCAGAAUGGCGAGCACAGCACCCGUCUUCUGCAGACAGACCCAGCUACCCUGCUGCAUUUGCUUCAGCAGCUGGAGCAGGCACUGGAGGAAAUGAAGACAAGCCACUGCAGGAGAGUAGUCCGCAGCAUCAAGUAGCCCCGAGGUUCAGGUGGCGAUCCAGGGACGGCUGUAUUACAUCUGGAUCUCAUGGACUCUCUUUUCUGGUCAGGAUGCUGAGAUCUUGAUUAAAAGCUAAAGUACAGUUCUUUUCUGGUGCUAAAUGCAGUCAGCUUCUUCACAAAUUGAAAAGUUUUUUGUAUUUUAAGUGUAUAAGUAGAAUGGACUAACACGAAUCUAUACUGUUCAUGUCUUCUGUGUAUAUGUGAGCCUCCUGGAAUACUGUUCAUGUCUUCUGUAUAUACAUGAUUCUCCUGGAAAAUGUUCGUGUCUUCUGUGUAUACGUGAUUCUCCUGGAAUACUGUUAAUGUAUUCCAUGUACAUGGGACUCAACUCUCCUGGAUUGGGUAUUUUUUUGUCUGUUUUAUUUUCUUUUUCCUUGAUAAAUUUUGAAAAUAAGAUUCACUGCUACUUAGAACUAUUUCUAGACAGUUCAGUAUCUUUUACUUCUAAAAGCACUGUACUAUUAUAGCCAUAGAAAAAGAUAGAGUUUUCACAAGAUUGUGUAUAUUGUUAUAGGUAGCUUAAAUAUUCUUGUCUGUAUAUGAAGGUGACAAAUAGCAAUGAUACCAUAUUCCUUACAUUUGAGUUACUGAGGCCAAUUGAUUUAAGUGACAUACAAAUUUCUGUGGUCUUAUCAUGUAUUUUAUCAGGAACUAUUUCCCAUGUUCCCAAAGCAAUUAAAAGACACGUCAUCAUUUACAUUUAUAAAUAAU